UAAACAGAAAGAGCGCAGAAUGGUCGAUGCGCCGUGACGUCACCCCUCCGACCACGUCAUUUUACUUCGACCUUCCAAAAUGUUUUUCACAUCGCACGAGAGGCGCAACCCAUCGAAGUUCACCGGUAUUUAGUUACAAUCCGAGCAAGCACGCGUGCGUUUGACAUCGAAAAUACCUCUUUUUUUAUUGCCACAUGUAACGCACGUGUCGUCCGGUUCCAGGAACUGCAACAAGAUUAACCUUUAAUAUGCCAGCGAGCUUAGAGUAAGGCCUACGGAAAUAGUCGGGCGGAAAAAGUAACCAUCUCAGAUUAAUUUAAACUUAUACUUAAACGACAUCGCACUGUUCCCCGCUAACAUUUUCAAAACUGCGGAAAGGUAAGCGAGGGUUUAAAUCUCGCCCGCUCCAGUCCGUCAAUCCGUGACGUGUUUUCCACGUGUCAUCUCCAUGUUUUGACUACCACCACCAACAGCAACACAGCGAACCCUGCCAACACAUAGCCGUUGCGCUUGCAAUCCCCUCUGUGUUUUUCAACAAAAUGGCUGAUUUAGGGGAUGAUACCGGAGCGAGAGCCCUACUGGCGCUCAAAUCCGCGCCUUGCAGCCCGGUGGCUGUGUCUGUCCCGCCGGUGUACACGCUUUCCUCCUCGACUUCGCACGGAGUCACAUCAUCCAUGUCCCUCUCCACUCCGUCGCAGGCCCUCGCUCGCCUGGAAGGCAGGGACUUCGAGUUCGCCAUGCGCCAAAGGACGAUCACCGUGGGGCGGAACUCGUCGCACGGCUCCGUGGAUGUCAACAUGGGCCACUCGAGCUUCAUUUCCAGGAGACAUCUGCAGAUCACCUUCGAGGAGCCGCAUUUCUACCUGCGCUGCCUCGGCAAGAACGGUGUGUUUGUCGAUGGCGUUUUCCAGAGGAGGGGCGCACCUCCGCUUCUCCUGCCGAGGGAGUGCACAUUUCGAUUUCCCAGUACGGUGAUAAAGAUUCAGUUUACGGCGCUGUAUCACAAGGAGACAGAGAAGGAGGACGCUCCCGUAUCCCCUGUGAGACACCUUUACCCUCAGAUCUCGCCGCUGAAAAUCAGCAUUCCUGAAAAUGACUUCAGAAGUAUGAUGAGUCCCCUGCCUUCACCGACGGGAACUAUUAGUGUUCCCAAUUCCUGCCCAGCGAGCCCUCGGGGUGCAGGUUCCUCAGGAUACCGCUAUGGGCGCAACAUCACCUCAGAUCUCCAGCUGGCAGCAGAGUACGCUGCCAAAGCUGUGUCAGAACAGCGCACUGAAGCCACAGGAGGAGAUAGUCCUAAGGAUGAGUCCAAACCUCCAUACUCGUACGCUCAGCUGAUAGUCCAGGCCAUCUCGUCUGCACCGGACAGACAGCUAACACUAAGUGGCAUCUACGCUCACAUCACCAAGCAUUAUCCCUACUACAGGACGGCCGACAAAGGCUGGCAGAACUCCAUUAGACACAACCUAUCUCUGAACCGCUACUUUAUUAAAGUGCCGCGCUCACAGGAAGAGCCAGGCAAAGGUUCGUUCUGGCGUGUGGACCCCUCUUCAGAGUCCAAGUUGGUGGAGCAGGCCUUCAGAAAGCGCCGACAGAGAGGAGUGUCCUGUUUCCGCACACCCUUCGGCCCUCUGUCCUCAAGGAGCGCUCCAGCAUCUCCCACCCACUCCGGCCUCCUCUCUCCACACUCAAGCGGCCUCCAGACCCCCGAGUGUCUGUCACGGGAAGGAUCACCAGUGUCUCAUGAGCAUGACUUUGGUUCUAAGCUUGCUUCUGUGCCCGAGUACCGAUACUCCCAGAGCGCACCAGGCUCUCCAGUGAGCGCUCAGCCUGUAAUCAUGGCCGUGCCACCUCAGUCCUCAGCCGCGAUACCCCAGCCUGUGGCUUACAUGCCGGCCUCCAUCAUCAGCUCCUCCCAGGCCUCUGGUCAGGCCAUCCAUGUGGUGCAGCAGGCGCCUGCUUUCACCAUGGUUCGUGUAGUGACCACCUCGACCAGCUCUCCUAAUGGCUAUAUCCUGGCUAACACCACCUCAUCAAACUCUGGAGAGGGAGCUGGAGAUCAGAGAGUCUUUCCGUCUAUGUUCUGUGUAGGUGCAGUGGAGGAGAUGCCUGUGGGUGGCAGUAGAGUUAUUCAGGCUGUAGGGAGUCACAUAAGCUCGGCCAAUAGGGGGCAGCAGAGCUACACUGUUGUCCAGCAGAGUGCCAUGCACCAGCUUCCUGUGCAGACCAUUGCGCAGAAUGGCAAACAUGCUCUUCCUGUCACCAGUGUACCAGUCAGUGCUUACGCUUUUACCAAUCCUCUUCAGAUCUUGGCUGCACAGGCUUCAACAUCCCCUCCUGUGCUGGUCAACAGGCCCUCCAGCAUGCAAACCGACGAGUCCAGCAUCGACGAGCCCGAACCCAAACGAGCCAAAAUGGAGGAGGACAGUGUCGCUCCAGUCCCUCGGGCUGUAAUUGUUGCAAUGAAUCAAGAGGCCAGCGAAUGAACGAGUGAGUGAGCGAGUGAGCCGACGACCGAUCUUUAAAGCACAUCUCGCAAUAUCCUAAAACGUAUUGAGGGAAACGUGUUUGGUUUCCUUUAAAACAAGAACUUCAAAGUUUUGUAAACGCCCGACACGGGUGACUUAUGGAAUGUCUUUGUAAGAAGAGGUUGUUGUUUCAUGGGGGUAAAUUAAUUGAGCUACAGCUGGCAGCAUUAAAAUUCAAUGCACACACAGUUUUAAUUUUGUAGGGGUUUUUAAUCUUGUGAGAAUGUUUGAAAGAAGUAUGAAGAGAGGUACAUGUGCUUAAAGACACCAGCUAGGCAUGUGCUCCCAGGUAGUUCCUCACAAGGUACAGCUGAGAGAGUUCUUCUUUUCGGGAUGGGGUGGGACCAAUACCUAUGCAGCUAUUACAGUCUGAGACCAAGAGUGUCUCUGAAUUGAAGCAGUAUAUAAACAGGAAGCUGUGCAUCACUGCAGUUACCUGUGCGGCCUUUGUGAGGAUUUAUUUAUCUCUCUGUUUAAAAGAAAAAAGGCUAUCUUUAAUGAAACAAGAUUGUUACAACUCAAAGCAGAAAUGAAUAGAUAUAAUAGAGGCCUUUUCUAGCUGGAGUCCUUUAACCUACAUUAUUAUAGUGUACAAUAUAUUUUUCUGUUGAGGAUUCUUACCUUGCUUGCUUACUACAAAGAGAAAUGUCUAGAAAUAUGCUAAUUUCUUAAUUGGUCUAUGUUUAGCACAAAAAUUAAAAAGAACUCGAUGAAUGUAAGUACUUUUUGUUUUUUUGUAAUGACUCAUGGCACCCACUUUUGACCUAAACAAUAUAUUAAACCAUUAGAAUGUGUUUGUAGAUACAUUUUUGAUGUUUUGUGUGUUUAAAAAAAAAAAAAAUUUGGAAUAACUGUAAGUUCAUCGUAUUUAAAGUAGCUCAGUCUUAUCUGUCCAUCACCUUUAAAAAGCACUUGGCCAAAAUUCUGCUCCAUGAAUACCUUAAGCAACAUAAUCCCGAUUGCAUCAGUGGAUGAAUGCAAGCACACCAUACGUUGCUGAUGUAUUUGAUGUCAACCAAAUGCUUUUCCAGACCUAGGAAUGUAACUGUUCAUAUUGAUUGUUGCAGGGGCUGUUUCUUCACUGACUGUCUGUGAUCGCUUAAUAAUCACAAGCCACUAAAUGAAUGUUCAGUAUUUUUUCUGAGAGUUCAAGAAACUUAUUUUUUAGUAAUAUACACAAAGCCAGCCUUUAAUGAGACUUUCUAGUUUUACUAAGAGAAGAGUAAAUAUAUAUUGUUCGAAUUAUUCAAAUGUGUUUUCAAGACAAUCACUAACAGGAUUCAGUAACCGCUUUGUAUGCUGCAAAUUAUACCCACCACAGAUGUGGAGUGAAGUAGUUUUACGUGAGCUUCUUCGUAUGCUAGUGUAGUCGUACAGUGUUGAUUUUGUAGUAGAAAUGGAAGCUUUAACAGACCAAAUACAUAUCUUCAACAUUAGUGCCUUAGUGAUCCACUUCUUUCAGAACUAAAUGAAAAUCAUUGUGAUGUACUACUUAAAGACAAUAACAUCAAACUGACCUGCUAAGACAUUCAUUUGUGGGUUGGACACAUCUUGUUAGAAAAAAUGAACAACAGCAUUCUGCCUGUGUAACAAAGUCUAUAGAGAUGAUAAAUCAAGUUGUGACUGGACAUGACUGAGCAAUAUGAUAAAAGAAGCGGGAAAUUAAAUCUUGCUUGUUCUUUAUUCUUUGAAACUUCUUAGAGCUCAGUGGACUCGUGCAUAAAUCAAGAGGAAUCUGUCAGUGAACAGAAAAGACUUUUGGUGGAUUUAAAAGAAUAGUUCACCCCAAAAAAUGAAAAUGCACUGACUUUCUGGUUAUCCAAGAUUUAGAGAAAUUUAGCAUUACAUCAUUUGCUCACAAAUGGAUCCUCUGUAGUGAAUGGGUGCCGUCAGAAUGAGUCUAAACAGUUGAUAAAAACAUCACAAUAAUCCACACUACUCAUGUCCAUCAAUUAAUGUCUUGUGAAGCGAAAAGUUGUGUUUGUAAGAAACAGACUUUAAACUGUUUCUUCUGGCUCUCCAUUAUAUAGUCCUAUAUACAUUAUAUUGCUUACACCAGAGAAAGUCAGCAAGUGAUGUAAUGUUAAAUUCCUCCAAAUCUGUUCCAAUGAAGAAACAAUUCAAGAAGAGGAAAUCUUGUAUUGCCUGAGGGUGAGUGCAUUCUCAGCGAAUUUUCAUUUUUGAUUUCAACUGUUCCUUUAAAAGCUUUGAAGCAAGAAUUGGAUUCAAAUGAUGCAGAUAACAAUGCAAAAACAUAGAGUUUAAUCCUAAUUAGUCUGAUUGAUUUGGGUCUUUGUUUCAUGUAUGCACGUGGGCUUCAACAAGUACAAUAAAUGUGAGAACCACUGUCCCGUUCGAAGUAUAAUUUUAUUUAAAAGGAAUAAAAUUGAGUUUUUUCUCUUGUUUUAGAUCAUUAUGGAAUAACCAGUGGAAUGGUGAAACAAACAUUAUCACUGUUAACACCUUUGUCAUACAGAAUUAGCUGUCACUGCCUGAAUAUUUUUUCAUAAUUUUUCCACAAUCUCUCAGUGUCUGUUAUCAAAUAUAACCAUGGAGUAUUUUAUCACAGAUUCAAAGAUUUUGUUUUAUAUCAUUUCUUUUUGUGCUUCUUGUGUUGUGCAUAUUAGCAUAUGCAAGUGUUUAUACACUAAACAUUUCUAAUGGAAACUGAUUGUAGGCGUUUCUUUCUCUUCUGACUCUAGUUGAAAGUUAUAAUCUGUUUGCAUUGUACACAAAACACCCCCCAAAUCAGUCUGUUUUGUGAGAUCACACCAUGCACCUGUAAAUGUCUGUAGGUUUCUCUGUUUUUUUAAUGUGUAUUCAACUACACAGUGUAUGAGGGCUUUUCUUCUGUCCAUGCAUUUUAUGCAAUGGUGUAUCUGGAACGAAUAAAAAUACUUCUCUGGCUAAUCUUUUAAAUGAA
This is a messenger RNA of Cyprinus carpio (common carp), 5451 nucleotides long. Its product is annotated as forkhead box protein K1-like. The record is from RefSeq and is a predicted model, not a curated record. Lineage: Eukaryota; Metazoa; Chordata; Actinopteri; Cypriniformes; Cyprinidae. Gene Ontology annotation, molecular function: protein binding; RNA polymerase II cis-regulatory region sequence-specific DNA binding; DNA-binding transcription factor activity, RNA polymerase II-specific. Gene Ontology annotation, biological process: regulation of transcription by RNA polymerase II.